Molecule: messenger RNA, 969 nt
Organism: Trichoderma virens Gv29-8
Lineage: Eukaryota; Fungi; Ascomycota; Sordariomycetes; Hypocreales; Hypocreaceae
Gene: CCK1
Product: serine threonine protein kinase CMGC group
Exons: 1
Coding region: 1-969 (322 amino acids)
Biological process (GO): protein phosphorylation; positive regulation of transcription elongation by RNA polymerase II; transcription elongation by RNA polymerase II
Cellular component (GO): cyclin/CDK positive transcription elongation factor complex; nucleus
Molecular function (GO): ATP binding; RNA polymerase II CTD heptapeptide repeat kinase activity; cyclin binding
Source: RefSeq, a predicted model, not a curated record
AUGAAACGACCGAAACCUCGACCGACUCUCCCUGACGACUUGAUCGAAUCCGACUCGGUGUUCUUUAGAAAACCCGGAAAUGAGUCUGUUGUCGGUUCAGGAACAUACGGAAAAGUAUUCAAGGGGCUCAAUGUAUACACAAAAGGACUCGUUGCUCUGAAGCGGAUUCGCAUGGAGGGUGAAAGAGACGGGUUUCCGGUGACGGCCGUCCGAGAAAUCAAACUGCUGCAGUCGCUGAGGCACACCAACAUUGUCAAUCUUCAGGAGGUCAUGGUAGAGAAGAAUGACUGCUUCAUGGUUUUCGAAUACCUCUCUCAUGAUCUGACAGGCUUGCUCAACCAUCCUUCCUUUACGCUAGACCCGGCCCAGAAGAAGCACAUGGCCAAACAGCUUUUCGAAGGUUUAGACUAUCUUCACGAGAGAGGCGUCCUCCAUCGGGACAUUAAAGCUGCAAACAUUCUUGUCAGCAGUGAGGGAAUAUUGAAGCUGGCGGAUUUCGGACUGGCUCGGUUUUAUGCGAAGCGACACCAGCUGGAUUACACGAAUCGGGUAAUUACAAUCUGGUAUCGCUCACCAGAGCUCCUACUGGGAGAAACGAAGUAUACCGCUGCCGUCGACGUUUGGAGUGCCGCGUGUGUCAUGGUGGAGAUUUUCACCCGACUUGCCAUCUUUGCUGGAGAUGGAACAGAGCUCAGCCAGCUUGACAAGAUAUAUAAUAUCCUCGGGACACCAACCCGCCAUGAUUGGCCUGGAAUUACAGAUAUGGCCUGGUUCGAGCUGCUCCGACCAACUGCCAAACGAAAGAAUGUCUUUGCGGAGAAAUACAAAGACAGAGUCUCUCCAGCUGCCUUUGACUUGUUAAAAUCCAUGUUCUGUUACGACCCAGCAAAGAGGCCCACGGCAUCCAAGAUCUUGCAACACGCAUAUUUCACUACCGAAGAGCCGCUGUCAAGGCAGGCCAUAGAGUGA